Molecule: messenger RNA, 2045 nt
Organism: Chrysoperla carnea
Lineage: Eukaryota; Metazoa; Arthropoda; Insecta; Neuroptera; Chrysopidae
Product: zinc finger protein 271-like
Exons: 2
Coding region: 207-1295 (362 amino acids)
Source: RefSeq, a predicted model, not a curated record
AACGAAUUCAUACCAGGGAAAAAUGUUUUUCAUGUGAAGUGUGUGAUAAAUCAUUUAAUUAUAAAAGCAACUUAGUUCAACAUAAACGAAUUCAUACCAAGGAAAAACCUUUUUCAUGUGAAGUGUGUGAGAAAUCAUUUACUUAUAAAAACGGUUUAAUUCAACAUGAACGAACUCAUACAGGGGAAAAACCUUUUUCAUGUGAAAUGUGUGAUAAAAAAUUUACUCUAAAAAGUAAUUUAAUAAACCAUAAACGAACUCAUACAGGUGAAAAACGUUUUCCAUGUGAAGUGUGUGAUAAAUCAUUUACUUCUAAAAACAACUUAGUUCAACAUAAACGAAUUCAUACCGGGGAAAAGCCUUUUUCAUGUGAAAUGUGUGAUAAAAUAUUUACUCAAAAAUGCAGUUUAAAUGUACAUAAACAAAGUCAUGUAGGUGAAAAACGUUUUUCAUGCGAAAUGUGUGAUAAAUCAUUUAAUUAUAUAAACCUUUUAAUUCAACAUGAACGAAUUCAUACUGGGGAAAAACCCUUUUCAUGUGAAAUGUGUGAUAAAACAUUUACGUGGAAAAGUAAUUUAAUCAAACAUAAACGAACUCAUACAGGUGAAAAACCUUUUUCAUGUGAAGUGUGUGAGAAAUCAUUUACUUAUAAAAACGUUUUAAUUCAACAUGAACGAACUCAUACAGGGGAAAAACCUUUUUCAUGUGAAAUGUGUGAUAAAACAUUUACUCUAAAAAGUAAUUUAAUAAACCAUAAACGAACUCAUACAGGUGAAAAACCUUUUUCAUGUGAAGUGUGUGAGAAAUCAUUUACUUAUAAAAACGGUUUAAUUCAACAUGAACGAACUCAUACAGGGGAAAAACCUUUUUCAUGUGAAAUGUGUGAUAAAACAUUUACUCUAAAAAGUAAUUUAAUAAACCAUAAACGAGCUCAUACAGGUGAAAAACGUUUUCCAUGUGAAGUGUGUGAUAAAUCAUUUAAUAGAAAAAUCGAUUUAAUUGUGCAUAAACGAAUUCAUACUGGUGAAAAACCUUAUUCAUGUGAAAUGUGUGAUAAAACAUUUACGUAUAACAGUGCUUUAACUUCCCAUAAACGAACUCAUACAGGUGAAAAACGUUUUUCAUGCGAAAUGUGUGAUAAAUCAUUUAAUUAUAUAAGCCUUUUAAUUCAACAUGAACGAAUUCAUACUGGGGAAAAACCCUUUUCAUGUGAAAUGUGUGAUAAAACAUUUGCGCGGAUUUCUUAUUUAAUUCAACAUAAACGAACUCAUACCAAAGAUAAAUCUAAAUUGUAAAAUAAAAAUACCUAUAAAAUUUAUUUAAAGGAGUAACGUGAGGAAGCACACUUGAGGAAGCUGGGGCGAGGUGAAGUAUCCAAUGGUCCAAAUGUAUGGAGGUUUAAGAACAAAACUUCCAUCGAAUCAAAUUUUAAUAAUAAUUGUCAUACAAGCAUUUAUUGUCAUAAAAACCGUUGAAUAUUAUGAAAAAGUGAAUAAAUAUUGCGUGAAAAUAAAAUUGAUUUAUAUUUAUUUGAUUUUCUUGAAGUUCUUUUUAUGAUAAAAAAUCUUGCACGCAGUGUAAUAUGAAAUUAAUACGAAUGUCAAGUUGGUACUACUGAUACUGUUUAUAUCAUGGUACAAUUAUUGGGAUCUGACAUAUGGGCGGGGCUAAAAAAACAUGGCUGACAUAAAGUGACAAAUUUUAAUAAUAACGUAGCAAUACAUAUUCUUUAUGCAAUUUUUCAAGAAGAGAAUGAUUAAUAUUAAUGAAAUUUGUUGUUGGGGGUAAACAAAACCGAGUAAUCGUAAUUUUACUGAAUAUGAAAGACUUUUGAAAGCAAGUCAUGUGAUUAAAUGUCGAAAAAUCAAAUCGAAGGUAGCUGGAACAAUUAUAACCUAUGAAUUGGUAUUGAUACAGUUUAAUGCUCAAGAUGGCGAUGAAAAUUUAAUACCACCAGCAUACAAUAUUUCUGAUACCAUAAUUUUACCACCCUGUACAAAAUAUGUUGAUAAUUAAAUAAAAUUUUAUAAAUUUUAUGGGAUUUU